GAUUUUGGAGUGGCGUAAUAUUUAUCCCUCGCUAAAUCAGGGAAAGGAUUUCAUUGCACAUUUUGUUUGAUUUAGUUUAGACCUUAAACAGCUGUUUAUUCUGUAGAAAAGCUUGUUUUAGUUAGUAUUAGUUUAGAAAAAGGAAGACAGACGUGGGUCUAAAGCCGCCACAACACAACAAUGCGAGUACCUAAAGCACUUAAUCCAAGACUCCAAAAGCAGCUUUUAUUAAGAUUCGGAGUAUAUGAAAAGGUAUAUCCUGUUGAGACAACUCCAAGCAGAACAGUCCCAGACCAUAUUGAGAAGCCAGAGUAUGUGUUACAGAAACAGCCAAUGGUGUUACCAGACCAAGCGGAAGUUAAAGAUGUCAAUCAAUUACGGGGAAUGAGGAGAAGUUGCAAAUUGGCUGCUAAUAUAUUAUCUCAUGUUCAGAAGAAUAUCUAUCCAGGAAUAACUACUGACGAAAUUGAUGGAUUGGUACACAAGUUAACAGUGGAAGCUGGAGCAUAUCCAUCCCCACUGCAUUAUAAAGGGUUUCCAAAAAGCGUAUGCACGUCUGUGAACAAUGUAGCGGUACAUGGCAUACCCGACCUGAGACCAUUACAGGAUGGUGACAUCAUCAAUGUCGAUAUAACAGUUUUCUUCAAAGGGUUCCAUGGAGACUGUUCUAAUACCUUUCCUGUUGGAAAAGUAGAUGAUCGAGGAUUAGAGCUUAUCAGUAUUACGGAAGAGUGCCUCAAUAUUGCAAUCAAAACCUGUGGUCCAGAGGUACCAUUUAGCGAAAUAGGGGCAUCGAUAUUUAGACAUUCGAAAAGAAAUGGGCUAACAGUGCUGCCAGCUUUCAUAGGCCACGGUAUUGGCCAAUAUUUCCAUGGCCCCCCAGACAUUUACCACACAUUAAAUCGCUACCCCGGGCAAAUGAGGCCAGGUAUGACGUUCACAAUCGAACCCGUUUUGUCGCACGGUAGCAAGCACACAUUGAUACUGCCUGAUGGGUGGACGGUGGUCACAGAAGACGGGGCUAGGAGCGCUCAAGCGGAACACACAGUUCUAGUCACUGAGGAUGGUGCCGAGAUCCUUACCAAGUAGAGCGUAUUGUUGUUAAUUUAUUCAUGUUAUGUUCAUACCUUGCCUAUAGGCAAGAAAUAGCGCAGUCCGCACGCGAGUUCAGAGGAAUCGAAAUACACUCGAUUGACCUAUUAAUAUAAGAAUCACUCCCGAAUUCUCAGUUUUCGCGCGGUAAUGAAUAACGGGUAACGACCUCUACCGCGAACCAUCCAACACCUAUGCGAGUGAUAGAGGCAGAUAUAUAUCGAAAAUUAGAUUUUCGCGGUUGAGCCUUAUAGGGCCAAUUACAUCCACAUGCAAACGGACCCGAGUAAGAGUAUUUUUCCGUUUCACCAAAUAUCAGCACAUUUAUACAGUAUUUGACAUGUAAAAAUUACUGUCUCUAAUUGCCAUUAAUUAAAUGUUUGAUAUUUUUUGCAUAUGAACCAUUUUUUAGGGUUCCGUACCCAAAGGGUCCCGCUAUUACUAAGAGUCCACUGUCCGUCCGUCUGUCACCGGGCUGUAUCUCAUGAACCGUGAUGACAGUUGAAAUUUUCACAGAUGAUGUAUUUCAAAUACUAAAAAGUACGGAACCCUCGGUGGGCGAGUCCGACUCGCACUUGCCCGGUUUUUUACAUUUCAAAUAUUGUUAACGACGUGCUGAUGAAUAAAUGAUAUUCCGUGAAACGGAAAACUAUUAUCAGGCCCGAUAUCGGAAAGUGUGGAUGUAAUUGUCCCUUAUGUACUCAUAGUACCUGAUCUGUUAUGUUUGAUAGUAAGAGUUGCACGAGAGGUCUGAAAUGUAUGUUGAAGUUAGGUUAAUAUAUGAUAGCAAAACUGCCAAAUAAAUCAUACCAAUUAUCUUUAGUGCAAUUGUAAAAAUGUAGUUGUUCUUUGUUACCUAUAUACUUGUUGUUGUAUGCCUACAUAGCAUUAGUAGUCAAUUUUAUGUAAAUAAAACCAUAAAGAUCAG
Molecule: messenger RNA, 2020 nt
Organism: Cydia pomonella (codling moth)
Lineage: Eukaryota; Metazoa; Arthropoda; Insecta; Lepidoptera; Tortricidae
Product: methionine aminopeptidase 1D, mitochondrial
Exons: 6
Coding region: 181-1089 (302 amino acids)
Biological process (GO): proteolysis
Molecular function (GO): metalloaminopeptidase activity
Source: RefSeq, a predicted model, not a curated record